AUGGACCUAAAACACAUCACCACCAACACCUCCGGCGCCGGCGCCGACACCCCAGAUUCUGAGACUGAAACCCUACUUCAUUCUCAACUAGGCAACCCUUUAUCGUCCUUCUCUAAUGGAAAGAAACACCACCGCCAGCCACCGCCUACGGUGGUGGCGUACAAAGAAUGUCUUAAGAAUCAUGCCGCCACCAUCGGCAGCCAUGCCGUGGACGGCUGCGGAGAGUUCAUGCCUUCACCGGUAUCAGAACCCAUCUCUCUAAAAUGCGCUGCUUGUGGUUGCCACCGGAACUUCCACCGCCGCGAUCCCAUCGAUGACAAUUACGCAUACGCACCGCACGUGCUGUUGUCCCUCAGCACAGCUGCUGACCAAAACCACACGGUGGCGAUACCGGGGACGCCGGCGGCGAUCAAGAUCGAAAACCCAAAUGGGAGAAAGAGGUUCCGGACGAAAUUCAGCCAAGAUCAGAAAGAAAAGAUGUCUCUUUUUGCAGAGAAAGUGGGGUGGAAGAUGCAGCGAUGUGAUGAUAAAUUGGUGGCGGAAUUCUGCAAUGAGCUUGGAAUUAGAAGAGGAAUAUUUAAAGUUUGGAUGCAUAACAACAAAAACACUUUUGGAAAGAAAGAAAAAGACAUAACUUCUCCCACCACCACCGCCACUGCCGCUGCCAUCACCACCUCCACAGCCACAGUGGGGAUCAGCAGCAAAAGCAUCAACAUCUUUAACAAUGGUAGACCUGUAAUUUGCAGCGACUUCCAUGAGGAAAACAACAAUGUUGAUAGAAGAGAUAACAGUAACAGUAGUGAUCAAGAAAAUGUUGGUGGUGGUGGUGGUGGCGGUGAUUGCGGCCGUGCUGUUCAUCUCCAAGCUUCUACUAAUGGGUCUUCUUCUUCAUGUUGA
This is a messenger RNA of Cynara cardunculus var. scolymus (artichoke), 897 nucleotides long. Its product is annotated as zinc-finger homeodomain protein 11-like. Gene Ontology annotation, biological process: regulation of developmental process; regulation of DNA-templated transcription. Bases 1 to 897 code for a protein of 298 amino acids. Gene Ontology annotation, molecular function: DNA-binding transcription factor activity; transcription cis-regulatory region binding. NCBI's taxonomy places the organism in Eukaryota, Viridiplantae, Streptophyta, Magnoliopsida, Asterales, Asteraceae. The record is from RefSeq and is a predicted model, not a curated record. Gene Ontology annotation, cellular component: nucleus. The transcript is spliced from 2 exons.